AUGGGUGCCUCGUCAUACUUGGCACUCCCGCCGAGCAUCGCAAAUCGAAAGGCCGUAAUAAAUCCUAAAAACAUAGAUCUACAAUGCUUUAAGUGGGCGAUUUUGGCAAAGCAUGUGCCCCAUGAAAACCGUACCAGAGUAGGCGCGAAUUAUUUAUGCGAAGAGCACCGUUACGACUUUUCCACGUUAUCCGUCCCCACGCCCGUAUCGGAGAUACCAUUAUUCGAGCGAGUGAAUCCCGGUACAUCGAUCAACGUUUAUGGCAUGAAAAAAUGCAAAAAUAAUAAAAAUAAAAAAUCUACGACGGAAUCGGCGGCGUACCCCCUGCGGGUGGUCGAUGACGAACUGCCGGAUCAUUUUGGCUUAUUAUUGAUCACCGGUUCGCGUAUUAACAAAGGCUCUAUAGCCCCAGCUCCGUAUAUUAUUAUUAAUACGCGCAUUUCAUUGGCCCAUUUGAAUUUCGCGCCAACAUAUUAUCAAUCAUCGUUUUUCAUUUAA
Molecule: messenger RNA, 498 nt
Organism: Macrosiphum euphorbiae (potato aphid)
Lineage: Eukaryota; Metazoa; Arthropoda; Insecta; Hemiptera; Aphididae
Source: the annotation of a GenBank genome assembly